CCUAGCUCUGCAAGACUCAUUGCGAUCAGUCAUGGCAUUGGCCUUACAAGUUUGUGGUGAUCGUACCCACUUUUACGUGUAAUAGACAGAUACUCUCUUCUGCUCACUCGUAUAAGUAAUCCGUAUGCAUAUUGCGCUAGCUUUCUGGGAACCUGUUACCCCGCUUAUCCCGUACUUCUUGAACCCCAUUAGUUCAUUGACAGGGAACAGGCUCGCAAAUACUUGCCCUCCGCAUAGAAGCCAAGGGAGACACAAUCGGGCAAACAUCUCGGUGCGGCUUCGGAUUUGCAUAGGGCAUCGCCCCUGCAAACGAUGGCUAUAUAAGCAUCUCAGAGAACAGGAACAUUCUCCUCAAGACUACCCUAGACUUACGCAUCUUCCUCACUCGUACAUUCAGUUUCUCCUCAGCGGAUCAAGACUUACGACAUGCCAGCCCCCGCAACUAUGAAUGCACCUCAGCAUAUCUUACAACUCCUGUCUGAGCUUCACCAGAAGUCACUAGACCAGGAGGCUGUCCUCUCCAAGACCGGCAGAGUAUUUUCUUCUAAGGCUAUCGGCGACUUAGAAGACCAGCAUGGCCAGGGAGAGGCCGAGAACGAGUUUGAUAAGCUCAUGCUGGAUAAGUUCGUCGCACUGGAUGAAGACAAGUGCCGGUUUACGUACCAACUCAUCAACGCUAUGGGCGCCACCAACGUCGUGGAAGCCGGCACGAGCUUCGGCGUCAGCACCAUCUAUCUUGCGCUUGCCGUUGCUCGGACCAAGGCUACCACGGGCAAAUCUGGAACCGUAAUCGCGACGGAGAAAGAGAGUCAAAAAGCUGCGAUUGCGCGCGGCUAUUGGAAACAGUGCGGUUCGGUGGUCGAGCAAGAGAUUGACUUACGUGAGGGUGAUAUACUUGAAACAUUGAAGGAAAGGCUUCCGUGGGUUGACCUUCUCCUUCUUGACAUUUGGUCGGUGCUCGCUUUGCCGACGCUUAAGACAGUUCUUCCUCGACUACGACCUGGCGCGGUAGUCCUGACCGAUAACACGAUCUCAGCGGCGGAUGGAUACAAGCAUUUGCUGGAAUUCUUGCGAGAGCCGAAGAACGGCUUCCAGAAUAUGACUUUGCCAUUUGCCAACGGAUUUGAGAUGAGUGUUUAUCUGCCGGGAGUAGAAUAAGCUAGAUGUUAUGGGUAGCAAAAUGGAUUGAGGAAUCUUGCUGCGUUGCUGCGUUAUAAUACAGGGCUGUAUAUUUAUGCACUGAAUGACUAAUCAUAAAUGAUACAAAGAAUGUUUUAAUACUGUUUUCGAG
Molecule: messenger RNA, 1291 nt
Organism: Colletotrichum acutatum
Lineage: Eukaryota; Fungi; Ascomycota; Sordariomycetes; Glomerellales; Glomerellaceae
Product: O-methyltransferase
Exons: 2
Coding region: 427-1158 (243 amino acids)
Molecular function (GO): O-methyltransferase activity
Source: RefSeq, a predicted model, not a curated record